AUGAAAUUCUUCGCCGUCGUCGUUCUCGCUCUCGCAACCGCCGUCAUGGCUGCUCCCACUCCUCUCGAUAACUCGAACCUCGUCGGUCGUGAAGCUGCAGUUGAAGCUCGAGAGGCCCUCCCACAGAGGCCCUCCUUGCUGGUAAGACGUGGUUGA
Coprinopsis cinerea okayama7#130 is the source of this 156-nucleotide messenger RNA. RefSeq lists its product as hypothetical. The transcript has 3 exons. The record is from RefSeq and is a predicted model, not a curated record. NCBI's taxonomy places the organism in Eukaryota, Fungi, Basidiomycota, Agaricomycetes, Agaricales, Psathyrellaceae. Bases 1 to 156 code for a protein of 51 amino acids.